GGUCCUGCCAACUGUAGUAUCUGUAAUACCAAUUUCUUUGUCAAUGUAAGUAUUGGGGCUGGUAAAUUGUGUCUGGAGUCAUGUGUGGGUGACACUUAUUUACCUGAUAAUCGCACUAGUGGUGAAUGCCUGCCUUGUUUUAAUGGUUGUGCUCUUGGCUAUGGCUGUGCUGGCCCUGGAAAGACAUUCAAUGACAGUAAUGGCUGUAUGGCAUGUGAUACCAUUUUGCUUGAUAGAAAUGGAGAUCAAAUUGAGUGUCAGAGGGAUGUAACCUGUCCUUCUGGCUAUUAUCGUGAACAGUUGUCAGAGGACCGUGGUAUUUUUCUUACUGGUACUGUUUUGUGUCAUUCCUGUCAUGAGCUUUGUGCAACAUGCAGUGGGCCUUCAGUUAGUGAUUGUGUUCUAUGCUCAUAUAUCAGAGGCACUAAUGGCUCGUGUGUUUAUCAAUGUGACCCAAUGAGAGAAACUGUUCCACAGAAUGGUAGUUCACAGUGUAUUCCAGUUAUUGGAACAAUAGGUACCCUUGAUCCUACAGGUGCUAUUGUAUCUAUUGGAGCUGUGAUUGGGUCAAUAUUUGGAGGGCUUGCAUUAAUCUGUCUAACAGUUUUGGUCAUUCUAAUUUUAGUCCUUCUUUUACUCAAAAAAAAAUAGAAAAUCUAUUUAUAUUG
This is a messenger RNA of Amphimedon queenslandica, 668 nucleotides long. Its product is annotated as proprotein convertase subtilisin/kexin type 5-like. Lineage: Eukaryota; Metazoa; Porifera; Demospongiae; Haplosclerida; Niphatidae. The transcript has 4 exons. The record is from RefSeq and is a predicted model, not a curated record. The annotation marks the transcript as partial.